Molecule: messenger RNA, 1293 nt
Organism: Aspergillus clavatus NRRL 1
Lineage: Eukaryota; Fungi; Ascomycota; Eurotiomycetes; Eurotiales; Aspergillaceae
Gene: mac1
Product: putative copper-activated transcription factor GRISEA
Exons: 1
Coding region: 1-1293 (430 amino acids)
Source: RefSeq, a predicted model, not a curated record
AUGACUGCGCAGUCGAUGUCUAUGGACAGUAGUCAAGAUUCCGGACGCCGAGGUAGCACUUUUCAGCCGACCACAGAAGGCUUUGCGAACACAUUCAACUCUGUACCUGGUUUUGACGCGAGACACGGGGAGAACGGGUCUUUCAGCAAUCUACCGUCGUAUGCGCCUUAUGAUGCCGGUUUCGGGAUUGCCAGUAACUCUCGUGAUGUUGGCAAUCCGGGCAAUUCAGGCGUGACCACUCCAUCCCUCAUGGCUCACCAGACCUUCAAUAUUGUUAAGAGCGAAGAACCGCAAGAGAAGAAAGGUUGCUGUACCUCCGAAGCACAAUCUUCUCAGCCGGAGCAGGUCUCAGGUACCUGUUGCCAAAGAUCUGGUUCCAUUUCGGGUACUCAGACUCCGUUGUACCAGCCAUCCUUGAACGGCACGCCAUAUACGCCAAUGUCUCCUCCGCAGAUCUCAUCCUGGCACGACUUCUAUGCAGCGGACCAUAGCGGUUAUGGAACACCUUAUACUUUUCAGCACCCGGGGCUCGGACAGUCUGGAUUUGUGCCAAACUAUGUGUCUCAUGCAAUGUCAGACCACUCAAAACUGGGCUUCGCGGAUAACAACCCCUUUACUCAGACUGAAUUGCCUCGAACGACCCCGGCGCAAACUCAGAGUCUUGGUUAUUGUACUUCUUCCUUAAUGAAUGGGGAACUGAAGCAUAACUGCACGUGUGGAGACACUUGCCAAUGCUUAGGGUGCGCAUCUCAUCCUUUUAAUAAUACGACAAGACAGCACGUUCAGGAGAUGGGUCUCUUAGUCACACUUGAUGGCGAAGAGUCGAGUUUCGACGGUUUGAAUGGAUACCAUGAUUUCUCGUCGCGUGGCACUCCCAGUUCCGCGCCGCUGGAUUAUCACUUCAAUCGCCUCAAUCAUUUUGGUCACGGUACUGAUCCAAUGGCCACGCACAACGGUUCUGACAAGCCUGUCCAGAAUGGUGGCUCGCCUUCGGCAAGUUACGCGUCAGAUCAGCAUCUCAUGGUGCCCUCGGAGUACUACACGAUCGAAUACCCAGUGAAACUUCCAAACGCUUGCUCCAAUGCAAGCGGGAGUUGCCUCUGUGGCAGCGACUGUAGCUGUGUUGGCUGUCUCACACAUAACGGCCACAACGGCGUAGCAAUUGAGACCGGAAUGAUGGAAAGCAAUGAUCUGACCCCAUUGAGUCCUUCCAUGGAACAUGAGGGCGUUGCAUCAUCUCACAUGCCUAUACUCAAAGGCACUCCCGCCCACUCCCCGAACCCGAUGCUCUAA